UAGCGCACACACGAGAAAGUUUGCUAGGAAUUUUAUGUUUAGUUCUGAAUACGAUUGAAUAUUUACAAAGAAUUGGGCUACCGGAAGCGUCUUAAAUAAACAAUCGGCAACCUAGCAUUUGAUUAUUAAUUAUGAUUUUUAGAAUUCUAAUAUAAAAACAGAUGACAGGCAGAACAUUUUCGUUUCUUGUAAAUUUUUGAUGAGCAGAAACUUUUUAGACCAUUCCCAUACCAUUUGAGAACUUAACUGGUUAUUCUUUAAUUUCCAUUUAGUUGUUUAUAUUUCCUUCUGCAGUAGAGUGAAUAACACAUUACAUGUCUAAAGAUGUCACAUUUAUCUCUUAAUCAGUACCUUAGCAAAGUUGAUAACUAUCUUCAGUCAUCUGAUGGAAUAAAAGUUGCUGAAUAUCUCUCCAUCCAAGAUGCUCAUGUUAUGAGCUCCAAGAUUUAUUCAUCCAAUCCUGACUCUAGUGUAAAGAGAAUUUUUGAUCCUCCAUGGGAUGAAGUUGUUCUUUUGCAUGUCAGGUGUAUUCAAGAAAUGCAUGAAGGAAACUAUGUAGAAGCCUAUAAACACCAUUUUGCUCUUGUUCAAACAUUUACCAAAAUCUUACAAACACAAAAAGAUGAGAACUGGGGCUUACCAAUUAUGUAUACUCUUUGCUUGGAUUUGAGAAAGCUUGCAACUAAGGCUGAUUUGCAAUUGGACAAAAAGGAAAAACCAAAUGAAAUGUUGGAGAAGGGAGCUGAUCUUUUGAUGGGAUUUUUUCGAAUUUGUGUUGGUGAUAACCGAUCAUCUACUGAAGAUUCUAAAAGAUGGGGUAUCCUAAAUUUAACUAAUCAACUCUUUAAAAUCUAUUUUAAAGUAAACAAACUUCAUCUCUUGAAGCCUUUAAUCAGAGUAAUAGAGAGUUCAAAUCUUAAAGAUCAGUACCCUGUAGCUCAAAGAGUAACCUAUAAAUAUUUUGUUGGGCAGCAACAAAUGUUCCAGAGUAAAUUUAAGUUGGCUGAUGAAAAUUUGACGUUUGCAUUUCUGCAUUGCCACAGAGGAUCCAAAAGAAAUAAACAGCUGAUUUUAAUUUUUCUCAUAACAGUGAAAAUGGUCUUAGGUGUAAUGCCAUCCAUGUAUUUGCUUCAGAAGUAUGACCUUAUGCAAUUUGCUGAAGUUGCAAAAGCUGUUAGAGAUGGUGAUUUACAAAGAUUUGGAAAUGCGCUGGAAGCAUCGGAAGACUUUUUUAUUAAAUGGGGAAUUCGUCUUGUGCUAGAAAAACUAAAAAUAAUAAUUUACAGGAAUCUUUUCAAGAAAGUAUACCUUUUACUCCAAACUCAUAUUAUACCAGUUGGAGCUUUUAAAGCUGCUUUAAAUUUUAGAAAAGAAUAUCAAGAUGAUGAUCCAAUUGAAGAAGAAGAAGUCUUGUGCAUUUUGUCAAACCUUAUACAGGAAAAUAAAAUGAAAGGCUACAUCUCAUAUCAGCAUCUAAAAGUUGUUUUGAGUAAACAAAAUGCCUUCCCACCCCUCUCAUCUUCAUCAGAGUAAAAAGAUCUCAUUCCACACACUCCUUUAGAACAUCACUUAAUGUAUUUUGAAUUAUCAAUCAUAUAUUUUCAUUAAAAAAAUAAAAACUUUUUUUAUAUCACA
This is a messenger RNA of Parasteatoda tepidariorum (common house spider), 1635 nucleotides long. It is a transcript of the gene PCID2, whose product is annotated as PCI domain-containing protein 2. The record is from RefSeq and is a predicted model, not a curated record. Gene Ontology annotation, cellular component: transcription export complex 2. NCBI's taxonomy places the organism in Eukaryota, Metazoa, Arthropoda, Arachnida, Araneae, Theridiidae. Gene Ontology annotation, molecular function: RNA binding; double-stranded DNA binding. Gene Ontology annotation, biological process: post-transcriptional tethering of RNA polymerase II gene DNA at nuclear periphery; poly(A)+ mRNA export from nucleus; transcription elongation by RNA polymerase II.